Molecule: messenger RNA, 2833 nt
Organism: Populus trichocarpa (black cottonwood)
Lineage: Eukaryota; Viridiplantae; Streptophyta; Magnoliopsida; Malpighiales; Salicaceae
Product: L-ascorbate oxidase
Exons: 5
Coding region: 829-2568 (579 amino acids)
Cellular component (GO): extracellular region
Molecular function (GO): oxidoreductase activity; copper ion binding
Source: RefSeq, a predicted model, not a curated record
UUACUUGACUUGUGCCUUGCUUGUUCAUUGGAAAGUUCACCUUGUUAGGAUUGUUGUCAUUAAUGUGCAGCAAUCAUCAAUGGACGGCACCGUCCAUUGACAAAUGCAGCAGCUGGAGCUGGAGCUGGAGUUGCACCAACCAUGUGCAAACUACCAUUGUCAAAGAAGGCUGCUGGUGCAGCCACCAUUGUUGAAGAUAAGCUGGAGUUGGUGGCCACCAUUGUUGACAAAAGAGCAAGAGGAGCUGCCAUGGAUGCCUAUAAAUAGAGGCAUACAUUAGAGAGCAAAAGGAGAGAGUUAAGAGAAGAAAAGUAGAGCCAAAGAUGUGAGAGAUGUAGGAGAGAGUGGGCUGCCAAGGCAGCCAGCAGUAGCUGCCAUUGCAGCACUAAGAAGAGAGAAAUAGAGUGAGGUUGAGAGUUGCUAAAGAGAGGAUGAUUCCUCCUCCUCUAUUGUUGUAAAUCUUGUUCUCUCCCUAUAUAAUCAAAUGGCUUCUCCCGUGGAUGUAGGCGGUUUGCCGAACCACGUUAAAUAUUGUGUCAGUGUGCUUAGCAUCCAAUGGGCAAAUAUCAGAACAUCACCGGUCGGAAUUCCCUACACACCUCACGACUCAACUAAAAAAUGAUGACACCAUAACAAAAAUAAUCUCUUUCCCAGACAAAUAAAGAGAGACAAAUCCAGCAACCUAACUAUGUCUUUUUUACGCACACUAAUUCCUAGAAACUUGAGGUAGAUCUAUUGAUCAGAUACGUAAUUAACAAAUAUUCUAGCACGGUGCAUGCUUUUGUUGCUGGUUAGUGAGCGUUCUGUCCGUUUUUGAGCAUCUUGAAAAUGAUUGAGCCUGUAGAAAGCAAGGGCUAUUUUGUGAGGCUGCUGACUUUGUUUCACUUAAUUUGUUUGAUCAAUUUCUCGAGUGUCGAGGCUAGAACUCGUCACCACAAAUGGGAGGUCAAGUAUGAAUACAAGUCCCCAGAUUGCUAUAAGAAGCUGAUUAUCACCAUAAAUGGGAGAUCUCCAGGACCAACAAUUUUUGCACAGCAAGGUGAUACUGUUGUUGUUGAGCUAAAAAAUAGUUUGUGGACAGAAAAUGUUGCUGUUCACUGGCAUGGAAUCAGACAGCUCGGAACGCCUUGGAGUGAUGGAACAGAAGGGGUUACCCAGUGUCCGAUUUUACCUGGAGAAACCUUUAUUUACAAAUUUGUUGUAGACAGGGCUGGGACAUACCUGUAUCAUGGGCAUUAUGGAAUGCAAAGAGCAGCUGGAUUAUAUGGAUCCAUCAUUGUAUCGCUUCCUGAAGGAGUUUCUGAACCCUUUUCCUAUGAUUAUGAUCACAACAUAAUCUUAAGUGAUUGGUACCACGCAAGCACUAAUGAACAAGCUGCCGGCCUAUCUGCCAUACCCUUUGUUUUUGUCGGAGAGCCACAGUCACUUCUUAUAUAUGGAAGAGGGAAAUACAACUGCUCUCUUUCCACUGCUUCAGGCAUUGCAGCUGGAGUUUGCAAUACCACAAAUCCUGAAUGCUCUCCUUAUUCGCUGACUGUUGUUCCUGGAAAAACAUAUCGACUGAGGAUUGGCAGCUUGACUUCCCUGUCAGCUCUUAGUUUUGAAAUUGAGGGCCAUGACAUGACUGUUGUAGAAGCGGACGGGAACUAUGUAGAACCAUUUGCUAUAAGAAACCUCUACAUCUACUCUGGUGAGACGUACUCUGUGUUAGUAAAAGCUGAUCAAGAUUCUUCAAGAAACUACUGGGCAACUAUUAAUGUAGUUGCUCGCAAACCGGCAACACCAACUGGUUUGGCCAUUUUCAACUACUAUCCAAACCAUCCACAAAAGCAGCCUCCAACAGUUCCAACCACAGGGCCUCUUUGGAAUGAUACAACAUCAAGGUUGGCUCAAAGUCUUGCAUUUAAGGCUCGUCAAGGUUUCAUUAACACCCCUCCUGUCACUUCAGAUAGAGUGAUCGUGCUUCUAAACACACAAAACAAGAUUGAUGGCCAUUUUAAAUGGUCCUUAAACAACCUAUCUCUCAUACUUCCUCAGACCCCAUACCUCAUUGCACUUAGAGAAAAUUUGACCGAUGCAUUUGUUCAAGACCCUCCUCCUGAUGGAUAUGACUUCGCAAACUAUGACAUACAUAGUGUGGCAAAAAAUGUUAAUGCUACUUCAAGCAACCGAAUAUAUAGGCUACGGUUCAAUUCAACAGUCGAUGUCAUCCUACAAAAUGCUAAUUCUAUGACCGUGAACAACAGUGAGACACAUCCAUGGCAUCUUCAUGGGCAUGAUUUUUGGGUCCUGGGGUACGGUACAGGCAAGUAUAACUUGUCUCGUGACUGGAGAAAGUACAAUGUGGUCAAUCCCAUUAUGAAGAACACAGCACCUCUGCAUCCUUAUGGAUGGACUGCUCUGAGGUUUAGAGCUGAUAAUCCAGGUGUUUGGGCCUUUCAUUGUCAUGUCGAGUCUCAUUUCUACAUGGGCAUGGGUGUGGUGUUCGAAGAAGGGAUAGAGAAGGGGGGUGAGUUGCCUUCAUCCAUUAGGGGAUGUGGUGAAUCUGAAGGUCACCAUCGACCAUAGUGUCUUCAACUAAAAAUACUACGCAUUCUUUUUUCUUACAAUACGAGCAGAGGAGGAUCAUAGCCCCAAGAACAUUUGAAUUUCAUUGCGAUAUCGAUUGGUUUUGAUGUCAAUUGCGAGUCGAAUGUUUCAGGAGCCCAGAAAAACAUCAUGCAAAACUUUAAUGAAUGAUUUGCAUAUGUUCGCCAAAGCCAACUAUAUGAUCAAAAAAAGGGGAAAAAAAUUGGAACUUUAUUAUUCUGAAAGACUGGAAAAAAAAAAUGUA